GGGGCACGCUGCCCAGCUCCUCCUCCGCGCCCGGCCUGGCGGCGACGGCCACUCCAACCCUACGUAGGUCCCAGCAAGAGGAGGAAGCGCGAGGCCAGCGCCGCCAGACGCAUGGAGCCCAACGUGCGCUUCUGGAUCGCGGAAAGCCGAUCUUUUGUUCAGAGGCUUCUUCAGUGGACAGAAUUAUUAGAUCCUACAAACUUGAUCACUUCAAUUGAAAAAAUAGAAAAAUCAAGGCAACUGCUGUUUACCAGUGAAGAUGCAUACAGAUUCGACGUGGAUGACCAGAGGAUUAAAAAUGCUUGGAAAAGAAGCCUCUCAACCGUGCAUCCUGACAGCAGCAGGCUGAUACCCAUUCUUUUCCGACCUGCAGCUUUCCUGCCUUUGACGGUGCCCACGGUAUUUUUGUCAAUGAUGCCAGCAAAAGGGAUGAAGUCCAUGAUUUUACCCCAGGUUUCCUUAUAUGCCUACACCACAGGGUUCACCAUGGUCAAUGGAAACGCAAGUUAUAGUCACAGUCUACCAGCAAAAAUAUUAUUAGGAGCAGGAGUAAUUGCUUCUUCGACCUUCUUUGGGUUAAUUCCACAUUUGGUACAAAUGAAGUAUCAUCUGGAUAACGCUUGGAUCAAAAGAGCCUUACCGAUUGUCUUUCUUGCACAAGUCAGUGGAAUGAAUGUUUUUGCUUCUCGGAGUUUGGAGCCUGUCCGAGGGAUUGAGGUCAUGGACAAGGAUGGCAAAGUCAUAGGACGUUCCAGAAGAGCUGGGAGAAAGGCUGUUAGAGAAACAGCAGUCUCCAGGGCAGUGCUGUUUGGGACCUCGGCUUUUAUUCCUGAAGUCUUCACCUACUUUUUUAAAAGAACCCAGUUUUUCCUGCAAAAUCCACAAUCCUUAUGGACCCUAAAACUGUCCUGUACUCUCCUGGUGAUGGGGGUGAUGGUGCCCGUGUCUUUCAGUAUGUUUCCACAAAUUGGACAGAUAAAGUACAGUAAACUUGAAGAGGAAAUUCAGGCUUUGACAGAAGAAACAGAACUGUUCUAUAACAGAGGGGUGUAGGCGCCAGUUAUAAGUGAUUCUGGCUCCUGCUUGAAGACCUCCCUGCCCUCCAGGUUUUAGUUCAGAAAACCCUGCCGAACGUCCCUGGGAACCCCUAGAAGCAGGAUGGCUUUUAGGGACUUUGAGGCUGGUGGAAGAAGUGAUAGGAGUGUGUCCUGACCAACGCCCCACGUGAGGCUGCUGAUCAGCAGCAGCCUGUGAGAGGACUGUGCAACUACUAAUGAACUUUGUCUAAAGUUGAAUAUUGAAACAGUACAAUGAAGGGUGCACCUGGCCCAGGAUGUGGGCAUUAAAAUGACAUCUCAUCUCCAGAUAAGCGCAAGCAGCCCUGUUUCCCUCCUCGGCUCACUCCAUCCUGGACAACCUGCAAGUCCUGCCAUGCUGCCCACUGUGCUGUACCCGCUGCACACUGACAGGAGGCUCUCUGCCUCCUUCCACGGAAAACCAAGGAUGUUGGCCAGCAGUGACCUCCUGGUUGGCGCCCAAUUAGCAAACCUCCUCCACUCACACCCAGCCUGUCCAUGUAAGGUUACCUGUCCCUAGGUUCUGGGCUCCUCCCUUUGGACCUCAGGGCCUUGCACUACAGCCUCUGCAGUCCCCUCUGGCCUCAGCCUCCCUCUCUGCUGGCUCCUCCCCAGGAGCAUUUAAACUGCCUCAUUAAAAAAGCAAAAGUCCAUCCACAGUCAGUGCGCACUGCAUCAGCCCAGCUUCCAUUCUGCCGAGACUAUUCUCACCAGUGCCACCCAAAGGCCUCACUGCCACCAUGCUGGGCCCUCUGACAGUCCUGGUCCUGAGGCUCUUAGCCAGCUGCCUGCUGCACCUGGCUCUUGGGAUGCCCAUGGACUCCUCACACUGGCUGUGUGGACAGGAGCCCUGGUGGCCUUAACCCCCUUCCCCUCCCUCCUGAUCAGCAGAUUGGCCCAUCUAGUCAAGAGUCCAGAACACUUCAUGAUCUCUGCUGCCAGCUAAGCUCAGUGCAGCAGUCCCCCCUGCUGGUGCUCCUCAUCUGCUGCCCAGCUCCAGCCAGUCCAUGCACAGCCUGCUUUUCUAAACCAUGCCUGAGAAGCUACCCAGUGUGUCAAGUCCAUGCCUUGCCAUGCCCCACAGGAGCUUCUGCCUUACUCAUCUCUCGCCAUUCCCUCUCCUCAUUGUUCCUCCAUGGGCUCUGGUCUCCUCUGGGCCUUCACAUAAGCUCUUCCCUCUGCUCUGGGCUUGGACAGUUGCUGCCUCCAGGAGGCUUCCAGAAUUCACAGUGCUGAACUCUGUGUCCCUGCCUGGUGCUCCCAUAGUGCCCCAUGUUUCCUAUGUGGGAUUUAAGUCUGGCCACAAUGAAGUACAACCUGUUGGCUGAUCCUAUUCCCCCCAGUAAGACUUCAUGUGCCUGCAGAGCAGGGACUGUUGCUAUCGGGGUAGCCCCAGGAUAUAGCCCAGGGCGUGGCACAGAGGUGUCCACACACUUGGGUACUGGAGCAAUGUCUCCAAAUGCCCUACCCAGACCACCAAAGAAUGUUUCUGUGACUCACUUUUCCCUUGGUUAGAAUAACAGUUAUUUCCAAACUUAGUAAAAAGGAGUUUUACAGAAGGCUAUAGAACAAAACCAGUAAAAAUUACCUACUAGAUGGCUCAGUCUGGCCACAGGCUUACUUUAAAUUAAAGGUAGAGAUCAAGAUGGAAAAAAAGAGGUGGGUGCAGUGGCACAUCCUGUAAUCCCAGUUACCCAGAAGGCUGAGGCAGCAGGAUCACAAGUUUAAGAUCAGCUCGGGCAACUUUGUAACACCAUGUCUCAAAAAGAGCUGGGGAUGUAGAUCCACGGUAGAGCACUUGCCUAGCAUGUGUGAGGCUCUGGAUUCAAUCCCCAGUACUGGUCAGGGGUUAGGGUUGGGGGCACGCAGGGGGAAUGGGCUGGGUGCAGUGGGUGGGGGAUACAGGACAGUGGUAGAGCGCCCUGGGUUAAAUCCCAGUGCACAUACACAGGCAGAUGAUGGACAAAGGCUUAAUGGAGGUUCAGCCACUUACAGAUGAGCAAGUAGAAGCGUGAAGGCCUCUUCCCAGGACAGUUCUCUUGGAAGUUGGGGUGGAGUGGGGCAAGGCUGGGAGCCUCGCUGUAGCCUGGAGACUGCUUUACCUUCCAGACAACUCUUUUCAUAACUCCUCAGUCCCUUAGCAAUUGGAAAAGAGGAUUUUUUUUUUCUCUUACUUGGAAUGGGGAGAAAGAGAGAGAGCCAUUUUAAUUCUGCAUCAUAAAUUUGUAAUUUUAACAAGUUUGUUCAUUAGCUAAUACAAUAUUACCCCCCAAAAGGGGGGGGGGGUGUUAGUAUUCAUUUUCAUAAAGUGCAGAUUUAAUUCUCAAUCAUUUGCCUCAGUAAACAUCAUCUCAUUUCAGGUCCUCUCUGGCCCUGCCUAAGGAAGGAGGGGAAAAGGCUAUUUUUGUUUUUACUUAACAAUUGUCUAACACCCAGAAAAAAGAAAAAAAAAAAGAAAAAUCCAAUAGAUUGUUU
Messenger RNA from Marmota monax (woodchuck), 3551 nucleotides. It is a transcript of the gene Sfxn4, whose product is annotated as sideroflexin 4. The transcript is spliced from 14 exons. Gene Ontology annotation, cellular component: mitochondrial inner membrane. Bases 112 to 1053 code for a protein of 313 amino acids. Gene Ontology annotation, molecular function: monoatomic ion transmembrane transporter activity. The record is from RefSeq and is a predicted model, not a curated record. Lineage: Eukaryota; Metazoa; Chordata; Mammalia; Rodentia; Sciuridae. Gene Ontology annotation, biological process: mitochondrial transmembrane transport; monoatomic ion transport.